UGAUGGAAAAUUUGGGCCCAAAACACCGGUCCGAUAUAUAUCUAAUUGGGGGGAUGGGAUGGCUAAUAGGCUACUGUCUAAUACCGGUAGUGGCAUACCUCAUAAGAGACUUUCGAUACAUGCAUUGGGCAGUUGUCUGUCCACUAGUCUGUAUGGUUUGUUGGCUAUUCUUCAUGAAUGAGUCCCCGCGUUGGCUCAUCACUAGUGGUAAUACAGCUAAAGCUGAAAGGGUUUUGAGACAAAUAGUUCAGCAAAACGGCUUAAGCGAAGACAACUUCGACGAAAAGUUUUCUGAACUUACGGCACAUUUGCAUUUGAGUCAAAAACAAGAAAAGACAUACACUUUCUUCGAUCUGUUGCGGACACCAAAUCUCCGCAAAUACUCUCUGGUCUUCGGCUUCUCGUGGCUCGUCAUCGGUUUAGUCUACUAUGGCUUUAGUCUCAAUAUGGCUGACUUCGGCGGCAAUGUCUACAUCUCUUUCCUGAUGGGAGGUCUGACGAGUUGUAAA
Messenger RNA from Oppiella nova, 509 nucleotides. NCBI's taxonomy places the organism in Eukaryota, Metazoa, Arthropoda, Arachnida, Sarcoptiformes, Oppiidae. The record is from the annotation of a GenBank genome assembly.